CUCAAUUUCAAGCUUAAAUUUGCUAAAAAUGCCUACUAUUCCUACUUGCGUACGCGAAAUUAUUGGUUCUCUGAUUCUUGGCGUAGUCCAGUCGCAGAUAUUCAAUCGACAAAUGCCAACGCCGCUGGCAUCAGUUUGCUUGUCUGGUUCCAUAUCUUUAAUUUAUUACUAUUACAGGAACAGAAACAACGCCAUGCGGAGGCGUUCUUCUCCCUCAAACAGCCGAAGAACGAUUAUUCAUAGGAGUAGAUCCAGGGGUCGCCGCAUCAGAACUGCCCCAACAAGACGAAGCUGCGAAAAUAUCAGGCCGAGGAUGAAUUUUGAUAGACCACUUCCUAUAAAUUUUAGAAGACACUCGGUAUAGACGAUUCAAGCCAUUUUUUCGAAAAAUGUUAAUAUAAUAUGGUUAGGUAUUUUGUUUUGAUGUAAAUUAAUUUAUGUACGUAUUCUGUCUUACGUAUCAUAUAAUUACUAAUCAGUUAUUUCUGAGAGCUACUAGCUG
This is a messenger RNA of Ceutorhynchus assimilis (cabbage seed weevil), 502 nucleotides long. NCBI's taxonomy places the organism in Eukaryota, Metazoa, Arthropoda, Insecta, Coleoptera, Curculionidae. The record is from the annotation of a GenBank genome assembly.